This is a messenger RNA of Ipomoea triloba (trilobed morning glory), 843 nucleotides long. RefSeq lists its product as uncharacterized. The coding region runs from base 1 to 843 and encodes 280 amino acids. NCBI's taxonomy places the organism in Eukaryota, Viridiplantae, Streptophyta, Magnoliopsida, Solanales, Convolvulaceae. The record is from RefSeq and is a predicted model, not a curated record. Gene Ontology annotation, molecular function: DNA binding. The transcript is spliced from 5 exons.
AUGGAGCUUGGGAGUGGAUCCAACAAAAGGAAGGUCCAGAACAAGAAGAGAAAAUCCAGAAGAAAUAAAUUGGAGUUUCUCGGAUGGGGUUCGAAGCCAUUGAUUGAAUUUCUAGAUUCAAUUGGCAAAGAAUCCAGACAGUAUUCUCAAGGAGAAGUUAACGCCAUAAUGAAUAGGUAUGUGGCUUCUAACAACCUCAUAGAUCCAACAUACAAGAGAAGUAUCCGGUGUGAUGAAAGACUUGAGAAGCUGUUUAAGAGGAAAAUAGUUUCAAGAAAGAAUCUCUCUCAUUUUCUGGAAGCUCACUUCAAAGAGAACCAUGUUGUUGUUGAUGAUGAUGCUCAGGAUAAUGCACUUCCAAAAAGCCGUUUUGCUGCCAUUAGUUCACAAAACAUUAGGCUCAUUUUCUUGAGGUUGCAAUUGGUUAUGGGCCUUCUGAAGGAAAACCCGGAAUCUUUUGAAGAUAACGUGAUGGGUAGCAUUGUUAGAAUCAAUUCUAACUCGAAGAAACGCUCAUACAAUCUUCACCAAGUUAUAGGUGUAAGCCAAUCUUCAGGAGAACCAAACCUUCGGCUCUCGAAUAUGGAAGCAGAAGUUCCAAUCUCUGAGCUAUCAGAUAGAUACUUCACAGAGGAAGAAUUAGAGGAGUUUCGUAAACAAAUGAAAGCUGGGAAGCACAAAAGGCCCACUGUUGAGGAGUUUGAAUCCAAAGCACAAUCUCUGCACAAAUUUCUUACUAAGAAUUGGAUUGAUAGAGAAUUGGUGUCGUUAAAAGAACGCAUUGAUCUUGCAAACGAAAAGGGAUGGAGAGCAGAAUAUCCUUUAUAUAUGUGCAUAAUAUAA